Phytophthora sojae is the source of this 786-nucleotide messenger RNA. RefSeq lists its product as hypothetical. The transcript has a single exon. Lineage: Eukaryota; Oomycota; Peronosporomycetes; Peronosporales; Peronosporaceae. The annotation marks the transcript as partial. The record is from RefSeq and is a predicted model, not a curated record.
UCGACCAACAGCAACAGCAUCAGCGUGAGAGGCUGCAACUCGACCAACAGCAUCAGAGUGGGCGUGAGGGGCUGCAACUCGACCAACAGCAACAGCAUCAGCGUGAGAGGCUGCAACUCGACCAACAGCAUCAGAGUCGGCGUGAGAGGCUGCAACUCGACCAACAGCAUCAGAGUCGGCGUGAGAGGCUGCAACUCGACCAACAGCAUCAGAGUGGGCGUGAGGGGCUGCAACUCGACCAACAGCAACAGCAUCAGCGUGAGAGGCUGCAACUCGACCAACAGCAUCAGAGUCGGCGUGAGAGGCUGCAACUCGACCAACAGCAUCAGAGUGGGCGUGAGGGGCUGCAACUCGACCAACAGCAACAGCAUCAGCGUGAGAGGCUGCAACUCGACCAACAGCAUCAGAGUCGGCGUGAGAGGCUGCAACUCGACCAACAGCAUCAGAGUCGGCGUGAGAGGCUGCAACUCGACCAACAGCAUCAGAGUGGGCGUGAGGGGCUGCAACUCGACCAACAGCAACAGCAUCAGCGUGAGAGGCUGCAACUCGACCAACAGCAUCAGAGUCGGCGUGAGAGGCUGCAACUCGACCAACAGCAUCAGAGUGGGCGUGAGGGGCUGCAACUCGACCAACAGCAACAGCAUCAGCGUGAGAGGCUGCAACUCGACCAACAGCAUCAGAGUCGGCGUGAGAGGCUGCAACUCGACCAACAGCAUCAGAGUCGGCGUGAGGGGCUGCAACUCGACCAACAGCAUGGGCGUGGGAGUAAACGCGCACGGCUUGUAG